GCAGGAGAGGAGAGAGAGGUUCUGCAGAGAUCUCAUCUGUGCUCCUAGGAUGAGAGAGGGUUGAGGAGGUGGAUGGAUGUGGGCUGAUCUGGGGGACGGGGCUGAUAUACGAGGAGAUGUUCUAUAUUUGACACCCAGCGGAUGAAAAACAAUCCUCCGCUUUCCCUUAAAGGUGAAGCGGUUUUAAUUCGGGAGCCUUUGACCGAGAGACCUUAGAGCUAAGCAUCCACCGGUCAGGACGUGGCGCUCAGAGAGAAUCACACAGGGAUGGAUUCUAAAGUUGAACUUUUCCAGUGAAUCGACGCAGACGCCAUCGUGGUUCAGAAGAGGAUGUGUGGAUUAUUGAAGAAGGAGUCGGAGAGUGAGGAGACCAGAGGAUCGUCCUGAUCCCAGGACGCUCUGAGGCGCAAAGCGGGCGGUCCUCACCCCAGGUCUCCGAGGUGACGGAGGAGACAUGCGGCUCCCGGGUUCCCGGCCCUCCCAGCAUGACGACUCGUUGGCCAAUAAGAAGAGAGCGCUGCUGCUCCUGUGCUAGCGGGCUGAGCUCCAUGCUGCUCUGGACUCUACUGCUCUUCUCCUCCUCCGCCUCCUCCUCCUCCUCCUCCUCCUCCUCCUCCUCCUCCUCCUCCUCUCGGGUGGGGGUGCUGGGUGGAGGCCAGCUGGACUGGCUGCUGUCGGAGCGAGGGCCGUUCCACCGCUGCCCCGAGUACACUGAGUUCAGAGACAGGUUCCUGCAGAGCUUCUCCACCCGAUACAAAAUCUACAGGGAGUUCAGCCACUGGAAGGUGAGCAGCUUGGUGACAGAGAAAAGAGAUUCACCGCGAGCUCCGUUGCCGCUAGCGCCUGAGUUCCUACGCAACCUGCGGUUGCUAGGGCGACGACCCACCCUGCAACAAAUCAACGAGAACCUCAUCAAAAAGUACGGGACCCACUUCCUGGUCUCUGCAACCCUGGGAGGGGAAGAGUCUCUCACCAUCUUCCUGGACAAACAGAAGCUGAACAGGAAGUCGGACUCUGGCUCUGGGAACAGCUCUGUGGUUUCUCUGGAGCUGCUGCACCAGCUGGCCGCUUCAUACUUCACUGAUCGAGAGAUCACUCUGAGGAGGCUGCACCACCUGCAGAUAGCUACAUCAGCUAUAAAGGUAACGGAGACGAGGACCGGGCCGUUGGGAUGCAGUAACUAUGACAGUCUGGACUCUGUGAGCUCCGUCCUGGUGCACAGCCCCGAGAACAAGAUCCACCUGCAAGGUCUGCAGGCCGUGCUCCCGGGGUUUCUGCGCGGUCGCUUCGUGGAGGCGGCCCUCAGCUAUGUGGCCUGCAGCUCGGAGGGAGAGCUUCUCUGUCACAACAAUGACUGCUGGUGUCGCUGCUCCGCACACUUCCCAGCAUGCAACUGUCCAUUCGCUGACAUCCGAGUCAUGGAGGAGAACCUGAAGAAGAGCAACGACGCCUGGAGCGAAUUCAAAAAACACUUCAUGGAGUCAGAUGAGUUCAAGUCCUUCCUGCGGCGCCUCCCCACGCACCACUUCCUGAAUGUGUCCCAGAUCGCUGAGUCCUGGACCGGCGACCUCCAGCUGCAGAAGCGCUUCGCCCAGCUGGAGGCCAGCAGCGCUCUGAUCCUUGGGAAAGCCCGCAAGACGGUCCGCAAGCUGUUUACCCUGAGCAGGAGGUGUCCCCGGCGGCCCCGCAUCCACCUGCCCAGGGAGAGGGGGCUCUCCUCCUGGUGGUCCGGGGUCCAGUCUCUGCUCUACUGCAGCGAGCGCGGCGCCCUGGGCUCCUUCUCCGAGGAGGGGCGGAGCUGCAGCUGUCCUGCGGAGCAGCCCUCCUGCCAGGGGUCCGUGCCCUGUGUGGUGGGCUCCUCCCCCAGCUCCUGCUCCGCCUGCGCUCCUGACAACACCACCCGCUGUGGAGCCUGUCACCACAGCAACUUCCUCCAUUUUGGAUCCUGCCGGCCGAGCGUCGCAGCGUCUCUGGACCGCUACCUGAACUUUGACCUGGACAUGGCCGACAGCGAGGUGAAAUAUCUGCUACAGCGUCUGGACAGCAGAGUGGAGGUCCACGCCAUCUACAUCAGCAACGAUGUUCGCUUGGGCAGUUGGUUCAAUCCUGCUUGGAGGAAGAGGAUGUUGUUGACACUGAAGAGCAACAAGAACAAGUCCAACCUCAUCCACAUGCUGAUGGGAAUCUCCUUCCAGAUCUGCUCCACUAAGAACUCCACCUUAGAGCCGGUUCCCGCCAUCUACGUCAAUCCGUUUGGAGGGAGCCACUCUGAGAGCUGGUUCAUGCCGGUUCAUCAGCCAGUGUUCCCUGACUGGGAGAGGACUCGACUAGACCCCCCCAUGACCACAGCCCUGUGUUACAACUGGACUCUGACGCUGGGCAACAAGUGGAAGUCUUUUUUUGAAACGGUGCACAUUUACCUGCGAAGCCGUAUCGUAACGGACGACCCUGUGGUCAACGAAACACUGUUCUAUGAGCCGCUGGACGGGGAAGACCAGACGUCAAACAUGGGCUCCAUGAAGAUCAACAGCUUGAAGGUGUUUGGAUACAGCAUGCCCUUUGACCCUGAGGGCAUGAAGGAUCUCAUCCUGCAGCUGGACUACCCGUACACACAAGGCACUCAGGAGGCAGCGUUCAUGAUGCUUCUGGAGAUGAGAGACAGGGUCAACCGUCUGUCUCCUCCCGCCCCCCGGCCCCUGGACCUGUUCAGCUGCCUUCUGCGCCAUCGCCUAAAGCUGCCGGCCGGCGAGGUGGAGCGCAUCAGAGCCUCCUUGACGUUGUUCCACUCCAAGCUCCCCAACAGCCCACCAGAACCGGAGCUAGCACAGCUAUGUAGCUAGCUAGAUCCAGCUAGCAUAACUCGCUAGCAGAACUCAGCUAGCUAAACUCUGUGAACCUGAUUCAGCCAGCUAAACUCAGCUAGCUGAACCAAGCUAGCUAAACUCAGCUAACUUGACUCAGCUAGAAUAUCUCAACUAGCUACACUUAGCCAGCCUGACACAGCAAGCUAACUCAGACAGCCUGACUCAGCUAGCUAAUCCAACUAGCUAAACUCAGAAGGGUUUAGGAUCAUCGGGAAGGAGCCGAACCAAACGGAUACCUGAGAUUCAGAACAACAAACAAUUGAAGCUUUGAAAGCCAACUUUCUGAUACUACUUAUUUUUUCUCAGUGUUUUCAAACAGCAUGCCUGAGAAGAGUUUCUGUUGCCCUGCAGUGAGACUUAAAGCCUCUGGAGUUCCUCUGGUGAACGUACCAAACGCUGGACCGCAGUGAACACACUGAGAAUCAAAUAUAAUGGAACAUGGAUGGUCCUUUUCCAAAUGCUUUGCUUACGAAACUCCAGCCAUUAGGAACCCAUGGUGGUGAAGGUGGCUCCACCCACCUGCUGAUUGUCUUUGAGGGUUUUAUUUAUUCUGUCCUCCAUUUUAAAUGGCCUUUGAGGCCAGUGCUGAUGCGUUACAAGUUCAGCACAAGCAAAAAAUGAAUAUGUCUUAAAUGUCGCUCUUCUUUCAUCUCAAAGGAACAGUAUGAUGGUAAAUUGGCGUCAAUGCUGUAAAUAUGGCUCACUUUAGUCUGAGGUGUAAAGAAGGCACAUUGCUUUUAAGAUAAAUGCAAAGACAAACAAACAACAAACACAAAAGUCUUAUAUGGAACGCUAACGUAAGGAAGCACAUCACGUUUCUGUGUUGGAUUUUUCAGGAAAGGCUAUAUUGCUUUUAUAUUUCACAUUUUUACUGAGACAACAAAUGUGGAAGAACAUGUGAUGAAGCUCAUGUUUGGUUUGAUGUUGUGGGAUCCUGCUCAUCGCUGCCAUCUUCUCAGAAGCUCUCAGAAGGAGAAGGAUGUCUUGUUGAUGUUAAUCUCAAGGCCCGCGAGGGUUCAGAUCCUUCAGAGGAGACCACCAGCGGGGUUAGAUGAUCUCAACCCUUGACAACGAAGGCCUUCAUGAAGAAACACAGUGGCAUAUAUAGUGGUGUUCCUUUGUACAUUGUCAAACUUAAAGGCAUGAGACAUCAUGUUGUCAUAUCGUUUGGAUGUUUUCAGAUGCUGUGACCCGUCAGCUACUAAGGUUCUACAAAUAUCAUCCUGUGAUGCUGAGAAGUGUUUUAAACAUACCCUUCAAAUGCUCUGCUUCGGCCAGACCAAACACAUCCACUUUCUCUCAUCCCUCCUCCCUCAUCCUGACCCUUACCCUAACCUUAACCCUUACCACACAUCCACUUACCCCUCAUCUUAACCCUUACUCUUACCCUUACCCCUCAUCCUAACCCUUACCCUUACCCCUCAUCCCUCAACAUGUUAAUGCAGACGCUAAGAACUCCUAGAGAACACCAGGGUUCUUCUGAAGAUGAAAAGGCUCCAGAACCAGACGUACACACGUUGUACCAGAGAGAGAGCGAGAGAGAGAGCGAGAGAGAGAGAGAGAGAGAGAGAGAGAGAGAGGGAGAGGGAGAGGGAGAGGGGGUGAGGGGAGGGGGAGAGAGAGAGAGGGAGGGAGGGAGAGAGAGCAGGAUGGACUACAAUGAGCCAAGGUGAGAGAAGCUGGACUUCUGGUUCUCAAAUGAUUUAUCGUGUUUAGAAAUGCAGGCGGUUGUCAUAAUGAGAUUGGGUUGGUCAGAGUGAGUGUGUUAGUGUGGAUGAGUGUGAGUGUGAGCGUAAGUGUGAGUUUGAGUGUGAGUGUGUAGUGAGAGUUUGUGUGUCUUCGUUGAAUUUUCCUCAUCAGGAGAAAACCAGGGGGGAAGCAGUAGGGGUGAGGGUGAGGCAGUAGAGGUGAGGCAGUAGAGGUGAGGCAGUAGGGGUGAGUGGUGAAGGGGUGAGGCAGCAGGGGUGAGUGGUG
This is a messenger RNA of Gadus morhua (Atlantic cod), 4838 nucleotides long. RefSeq names its product bone morphogenetic protein/retinoic acid inducible neural-specific 2 (gene brinp2). The transcript is spliced from 9 exons. Bases 486 to 2840 code for a protein of 784 amino acids. NCBI's taxonomy places the organism in Eukaryota, Metazoa, Chordata, Actinopteri, Gadiformes, Gadidae. Gene Ontology annotation, cellular component: cytoplasm; neuronal cell body; dendrite. The record is from RefSeq and is a predicted model, not a curated record. Gene Ontology annotation, biological process: nervous system development; cellular response to retinoic acid; positive regulation of neuron differentiation.